Messenger RNA from Enterobius vermicularis (human pinworm), 300 nucleotides. NCBI's taxonomy places the organism in Eukaryota, Metazoa, Nematoda, Chromadorea, Rhabditida, Oxyuridae. The record is from the annotation of a GenBank genome assembly.
AUGGAGUCUGCUGGGCAGAACAGGAAUCUGCAGGGAAUAUCACCACAGAUUGUCAAUUUGGCUUUACAAAAUGGUAUAAUUUCACCCUCGUUAAGUGCUUCGUCUUUGCCAGCAACAUUUGAUGUCGCCUGUUCAAAUCAAGCGCCAUCAACAUCAUACAGUGCCAUUGUUCCUACUCAGCCUUUAAGCGUUCCGUUUUUCGAAACCGAAACAUUCAAAAAUGUUAAUCUGAAUGUGGCUCCAUCAUCUUUGUUGAACGGUUUGGACCUGCCAACAGAUGACGUUACGACAUUAAGGUGA